AUGUUCUCAUCUGCACUUAAAUCCCUAAGUUCAAACAUAUCAGCGAACUACCAGAUCUCUCCGCAUCCCACUGUGGUUUCUGGUCCCUGGAGAAUUCAUGAUGGAAAGAAAAAGUCUACCGGAACUACGGCCUCCAUCUUUAUAUUUGAUAAAAAAAUCCUUGACCCGCGAUCCAAUGGCCUUAGCGGUCGCUCCAGUUCCUCUAUUAAGAAGUUGCAAGAGGAUGUUGUUGAACGUCUGAAACGGGAGGCUGGCAACCUGGCUCGACUUAGACAUCCAUCUAUUCUUCAAGUUCUUGAGCCUGUAGAAGAGACUCGCAAUGGGGGACUCAUGUUCGCAACCGAACAAAUUACUGCGUCUCUUGCAGGGCUUUUGCAGGAGAAAGAUGUUAGUGAGGGUACGUCGCGUGUUAGUUCGAGGUCUACCUGCUAUAUGGUGGAAGAGACCGAUGGAACACGAAGACGGAGAGAUCUUGAGAUUGAUGAGCUUGAGAUUCAGAAGGGGCUUUUACAGGUAGCGAAGGGUCUUGAAUUCCUUCAUGAGUCUGCCAGCCUUGUUCAUGGGAACCUGAAUCCCGAAGCCAUCUAUAUCAAUGCCAAAUCGGACUGGAAAAUUUCUGGUCUUGGGUUCGCUGGUCCUCCCGACUCUUCAGAAACUCAUUCGUCACUCCCGCCUCUCGCAUUAUCUGAAGUGCUUUACCAAGACCCGAGACUUCCUGCUUCAGUACAGCUAAAUCUUGACUAUACAUCACCAGACUUCGUGCUGGAUUCGAAUGUGACAUCCGCCGCGGACUUGUUCUCUCUUGGGCUUGUAAUAAUAGCCCUCUAUAACUCGCCCCAUAUGUCUCCGCUGCAGACACAUUCCAACUCGGCUACAUAUAAAAAAUUACUCAGCUCACCCUCUACAACCCCGUCGCAAGGCAAUAAUUUCCUUAGCUCAAGCCCCAUUCCAAAAGACCUUUUUACGCAUGUUUUGCCUAGGUUGAUAACUAGACGGCCGGCCCAGCGUUUAAAUGUGCGAGAGUUUCAGCAGUCUAAGUACUUUGAUAACAUUCUGGUAUCAACAAUUCGUUUCUUGGAAUCGCUGCCAGCCAAGAACCUCGGCGAAAAAUCGCAAUUUAUGCGUGGACUUCAACGUGUACUCCCCGAGUUUCCUGUGUCCGUCUUGGAGAGGAAAAUGCUUGGCGCGCUGCUAGAUGAGACGAAAGACCGCGAGCUUUUGUCUCUCAUUUUACAGAAUAUAUUCGCUAUUUUGCAGCGUAUCCCCAAUGCACGUCGUAUAAUUCCAGAGAAGAUAAUACCUCGAUUCAAAGAGGUGUUUCCGACAGGCAAAGGGACUCAGCAGGGUCGUGACUCGAAUCGAGAUGCCGGUCUUAUUGUCGUCCUUGAUAAUAUGAACAUUCUGGCAGAAAAUUGCUCCGGCAAGGAUUUCAAAGAAGAUAUUCUGCCUUUAAUACGGCUAGGGUUGGACUCACCCACUCAUUCAUUAGCGGACGGUGCAAUAAAAUGCCUUCCGGUUAUCCUGCCUGCUCUUGACUUCAGUACUGUCAAGAAUGAGGUAUUUCCACCGAUCGCUGCUACAUUCAGUCGAACAAAUAGCCUUGCCAUAAAAGUUCGCUGUUUGGAAGCCUUCACUGUACUUUGCGGAGGUUCUGUUGGUGAGGGACAGCCAGAAGAUGACCUGUCUGGUAUGGCUCAGAAAAGCCGAUUGCAAUCAAAAUCGUCCAUCCUCGAUAAAUACACGAUACAGGAAAAGCUCGUCCCAUCACUGAAGGCGAUUAAGACGAAGGAGCCAGCUGUUAUGAUGGCAGCUUUGGGCGUGUUUCGGCAGGUUGGCACAGUUGCUGACACUGAUUUCCUUGCUAUGGAAAUUCUCCCGAUUUUAUGGAGCUUCAGUCUUGGCCCCCUUCUUGACCUACAUCAAUUUGGAGAAUUCUUGGCGCUGAUUAAAAAUAUCUCAUCGAAAAUCGAACGUGAACAGACAAAGAAACUUCAAGAGCUUUCCUCAGGAGGAAACUCGAGCGGAUUCCAAAAUGGCAUCGACGGCUCUUCAAAGCCCUCGAACCUUAUGCAGUCAGACAUAGAUUCUACAAGGGAUGAUUUUGAGCGCCUUGUCCUUGGGCGUGGGCUUGCGGGCUCAUCUGAUCAAAAUAUGGGUCCAUGGGGUAGCCUGGUUUCCGAAACGCCAGCUACUCAACCACAUUCUCAACAGUCAGUAUCCAAAGGAAUGCCGCGGUCGUCAAAUAUUACAGGCUCGGUGGGGAGGGCCGAUACUCUAUCGAGGCAGCCUGGUUUUAAUGCCCGGUCCAUUACUCCUGAUUAUAGUUUGAACUCCUUUCCAUCCCUGGAGCCGGCUCACACACAGAUAUCCUCAAUGGCACCAGAGUUCCCUGUCUUGCAACCGUCAUCUGCUUCCGUAGGCGUGUCAUUUUCUCCGAAUAGUCAGACCCAUGUUCAGAGAAAGGCCAUGUCUGGUCCAACCCUAGGAGCACUCGCCAGCAUGAAGACUACGGGCAACUCCAUGUCCGACUCCGCCCCACAGCCCACAGCCCCGAACUAUUCUGCGUUCUCGAUCCCACCGCCACCGUCAUCACAAACCACAAUGGGGUCAUUUGCAGGUGCAGGUCCUGGAAGAUCCUCCUUCGUUGGGAAUACUACGUCAAAUUCUUUUCUACAGAACAAUACCCCCAUUCCACAGGUAUCUCAGAAGCAAGGGCUUGAUAAGUACGAGAGCCUGCUGUAA
This is a messenger RNA of Aspergillus tanneri, 2742 nucleotides long. Its product is annotated as putative protein kinase Scy1. The record is from RefSeq and is a predicted model, not a curated record. Bases 1 to 2742 code for a protein of 913 amino acids. NCBI's taxonomy places the organism in Eukaryota, Fungi, Ascomycota, Eurotiomycetes, Eurotiales, Aspergillaceae. Gene Ontology annotation, biological process: protein phosphorylation. Gene Ontology annotation, molecular function: ATP binding; protein kinase activity. The transcript is spliced from 2 exons.